Ectocarpus sp. CCAP 1310/34 is the source of this 1673-nucleotide messenger RNA. The record is from the annotation of a GenBank genome assembly. NCBI's taxonomy places the organism in Eukaryota, Phaeophyceae, Ectocarpales, Ectocarpaceae.
AUGGCCGGUCGCAGCUACAUGGCACCGGAGAGCAUUAGACUGAUGCCUCACGGCACGCAGGUUGACUGCUGGGGUGUCGGAGUAGUGACACAUAUCUUGCUCUGCGGCUUCCCUCCGUUCAAUUCCUCAAGGACGGAGAAGCUAUUUCGCCUCAUCAAGAAGGGGCGGGUCAGCUUUGAAGACGCUUGCUGGAGAUCUGUGUCGCAGAACGCGAUGGACUUUGUGUCGGCUCUACUUAGAGUUGACCCAGACACUCGGCUUACGACAGAGCAAGCCCUGCAGCAUCCCUGGCUUACUGCCGCCGUCGAGGAGGCGGAGGAGGGUGAACAGGAGCUUGGGGCUGCAAUGACCAAGUUGCGGACCUUCAACGCGAAACGAAAACUCCGGGUGGCUAUACGCACCCUCAUUGCCUUCCAGCAACUGGAGGGUUCGGCAUCCUCGAUGGAAAUUGGGGUCGCCCGACCCCCUCUUCUUGCGCUAGAAGCUCCAAAGGAGCGAAGGACCAUGUCUCGAGGAGUUGAGAGAAAGUCAACGGGAAUAUUCUGUGAUCGGGAAUGGGGGAAAAACAUGCGACUCAGCCGAGCAUCGACCUUGAGGCCGUCACGACCUACUGGGCUACUGGUUGCUAAGGAACUUAGAGAGGUGAUCUAUGCUGGCCUCCGAGUAGGACUAAAAUGUGGUGGUUGUGAGGCAGAAGAGGCUGUGCAACAACUGGGAAAACUGACCGGCCGGAGGCGAAAGGGAUUACUCGUUGUCAAAGGGCGAAGAAUCUAGAGAUGAAAGCCCGAAAAUUAGUGGAAACAUAAUAGUUGGUGAAGAGUUUAGUAUUAGUGGUGGUAAAUAAAAUACUUCUAAGGAAGGAUGAAAACACUCCGAAACGAACGCGUGUUCAAAAAGUAGUUAGCCUUGGCAGUCACGUGCUUCUCCUCUCUCUGUUGCUACCAGUUCUGUCUUUCAUCCAGAGAUAGCUCAGCCUCCUCCAUGACCCUCUCACGGCCUUGAGAAACAAAUAUUUUCUGUUUUUGACCACAAUGAGACUGACGUCUUUUGGUUGGCCAGUCGUUUUUCUUGCUCCUGAAGGCUUGGUCUUCUCUCGAGCUUUUUAUCAGAGGAACAGUGGAGUCCGUUAUCCUAUUCACCCCUUUUUUAGGUUGCAUCUGUCUUUGUGUGCCCAAGUAAGGAGCACUACAUCCAUGUUUUACCUCCAAAUGUACAUCGGGUGCGUGCAUGAGCGUCUUUCUUUCGCUGUCGAGGGGUGCCUUUGAGGUUGCCUGAAUAGUGCUACGGCCUUCUUGCAAUACAACACAUUAUAAUUUGAAAGCGAGGUGAGCUUUUAUCGGGCAGAACGGUCUACGGUUGAAAGGCAGCAGCAACGUUUCACUGGCAAGUGCUUGCGCUGAGGUGGGAAGAGAACAACUGCUGUGCAACAAAUCUAUCUGGCCAAUCAAGUUGAAUUUAUUGUGAUCAAUGCCGUGUUUUCUCCAGUCCAAGAGCCUCACGAAACUUUAUGAAGCCCGCCCACGUCGCCCACCUCACGAUUGAUCCAAAUACCGUUCGUUUGGUACUCCGCCAGCCCCGCAAAGCGCAAGCGCUGCACUCUGAAGUCGAACAGUCCUGAAUAGUGCCAAGCCGGCACAAUAGAGGGGGAUUCAGGCCCUGAAUAGUGCCGGUUU